This is a messenger RNA of Pygocentrus nattereri (red-bellied piranha), 4538 nucleotides long. RefSeq names its product monooxygenase, DBH-like 1 (gene moxd1). Lineage: Eukaryota; Metazoa; Chordata; Actinopteri; Characiformes; Serrasalmidae. The record is from RefSeq and is a predicted model, not a curated record. Bases 65 to 1972 code for a protein of 635 amino acids. Gene Ontology annotation, biological process: octopamine biosynthetic process; dopamine catabolic process; norepinephrine biosynthetic process. The transcript is spliced from 12 exons. Gene Ontology annotation, molecular function: copper ion binding; dopamine beta-monooxygenase activity. Gene Ontology annotation, cellular component: secretory granule membrane.
GAGCUGCGCGCGAAGGGACAGCAGUCGCCUCUGAUGCGCUCGAGCGGGCUGGACGCGCGGCUUCAUGCGGCCAAAGCGCUUUGGUCUUCUCUCGGCUUUGCUUCGGACGGAGCGACUUACUUUCCUUAACAUGCGCGAGAAGGGGCUUUUCGGCGCUGCGGUGCUGCUCGCCACCCUGCUCUGCUCGGGGAGGUCUCGGGGGCACGGGUUCGAGCACUCCGCCGCCUUGGACGCCGGUGGGAGAUACGUGGUCAAGUGGAGGUUUGACGAGACGAGCAUCACGUUUGAAAUCGAGGCGGAAACGAGGGGCUACAUUGGCUUUGGCUUGUCUCCAAACGGAGCCAUGGCUUCAGCUGAUCUUGUGAUAGGAGGUGUUGCCAAUGGGAUACCUUACCUCCACGACUACUUUGCAGAUAGCAGCAGAGUGGUCCAUAAAGACCCGGUGCAGAGCUACAAGCUGCUGUAUGGGAAAGAGAAUUACACACACACUGUGUUGGCCUUCAGCAGAGACCUGCAGACCUGCGAUCCCAAAGACAGAGCCAUCACGAGUGGUACGAUGCGGGUGAUCUGGGCGCUCCACAAUGAAGAUGUGGGGCCUUCAGGGCCGGCUUACCAUGGCAUAAACAGAGGGAGGAAGAGCUUACGCUUUCUAAACCCUGGAACCAGCAGAAAGGUUUCCCCUGAAACAGCCACCUUUGACCUGCUAAACGUUAACGUUCCAGUACCUGACAAGGACACGACGUACUGGUGUCAAAUGUUUAAAAUGCCAGAGGUGCAAAAGAAGCAUCAUAUUAUCAGAAUCGAGCCGCUGAUCCAGAAAGGCCAUGAGAAUCUGGUGCACCACAUUCUGCUGUACCAGUGUGAUAGUUCACUGAAUGAGAGCGAACUGGACAUGGGCCACGAGUGCUUCCAUCCCAACAUGCCCGACUCCUUCACUACCUGUGAAACUGUCAUCUUCGCUUGGGCUAUUGGUGGGGAGGGGUUCACUUAUCCGAUACAUGUGGGAAUGUCAAUAGGAACAGAUGUUGAUCCAGUCUACGUGCUGAUGGAGGUGCACUAUGACAAUCCAGCCUUACAGACAGAAGUGGUGGAUAGCUCUGGCUUGCGUUUGUACUACACCCCCAGGCUGCGGACCUACGAUGCAGGGGUGAUUGAAACAGGUGUGUGGGUCAGCCUUUACCACAUGCUGCCUCCCGGCAUGCAGGACUACAUCACUGAGGGACACUGCACUCAGGAGUGCCUGCAGGAGUCUCUAGACAGUGAGAUGCCCAGUGGUGUGUGGGUGUUUGCGGUUCUUCUCCAUGCUCACCUGGCAGGCAGGGCUAUCAGGACCAGACACUUUCGUGAGCAGGUCGAACUGCCUCCUCUGGCCUCAGACGACCAGUUCGACUUCAACUUUCAAGAGUUCCAGCCUCUCAGCCCCGAGCAGCUGAUUUUGCCUGGGGACUCUCUAAUCACUGAAUGCAUGUAUAACACGAAAGACAGGCAGAACAUGACUUGGGGCGGUUUGAGUACAAGAGAUGAGAUGUGCUUAUCUUACCUACUGUACUACCCAAGAGUUAACCUUGCCAGGUGUGAGAGCCUUCCAGAAAUCACUGGUCAGCUCAAAUUCAUUGGAGUUAAACAAAUUCAGAGCCCUCUUACCACCUGGCCUUUUGUGAUAAAGAGUCCAAAGAGAUACAGCAACCUCUCUUUCACUGAAGCCAUGGACAAGUUCCGAUGGACCAAGAAGAGAGCAAAGGCCUUCAAUGAAGUCGUGCUGAAUCUCCCUAUGAAUGUGCGCUGCUCCAAGAUAGGCCUGGACGAGUGGUCGACUCAAGGCAUGAUUGUGUCUCCACCAAAGCCCAAAUCAGUGCGUCCUCCUGUUGUUGCCAUGUGCAUGAAUGGCUCUGAAUCUCAGUGCCAUUGUAUAAUCUCUUAUAUCCUCAUCACAGCUCUUAUGGUACUACUGCAUUUUAACUCACAGCUCUAACUUCCAUGCCUAUCACUCUUACCGAAGACUCAACAAAGAUCUGUUCCUACUCCCAGCAUAAAGUCUGCAACACUCUCUUCACUUUUUGAUACUUCUUCAGAAGCAAACUCAAAGCUCCAGAGCAAACUUUGUCACCAUGUAUGCGAACAUACUGACUGAUUCACCCAAAUUUAACAAGACGCCACAUGAGUCAUCCCAGUUGCACUCCUCCCUUUUUAACAAAGAGCCAUUUCUAUGUUUCAAUUGCACUACAAAGCAUUGUUUGAUUUAUCACGUAUGUCUCCAUGUCGCUGGAAGCUCACAAAGACUGCAGCUGUAUCUCAGCAGAGCUUUUUCAUUCUUGUACUCCAUCCUGAGUGAAGUGAGCGGGGAGCGUCAGUGUGCUUAGCCACAGCACCAUUUGGGAUUUGACUAUAUUAGUUUCACAGCUAACCCUGAAUACAUUCACAGAUGAUAGUUUUGCUGUGUUUUACUGUAAAGAUCAAAGUGGUCUAGUUUCAAAUAUCAUUAAAAACACCAUCUAAAACUUCUAGUGAGCAAUGUUUGGGCCCACAUCAUCAUCCUUGACCAAUGCACUCUGCACUCGUCAUGUGUCUAAUAUACAACUCAAGCGAGAAUGACCCCAAAUGCUUGUUAUUUAUGCACUAAUAAAUUUCAUGGCACAUGUUGAAAGCCACUGUAAAGAAUUUAAACAACCAGAGCUUUAGUGACAAAUGUCAAAUAUUCUCAGUUAGUCUCAAAAGGGACUUUACUGCUGAUUUAUCUAUAUUUCUGCAUAAAUCAAUAGGUAAGAUAUAAAUAAAGUCAUUUAGAGUGGUUUCAUGUGAAAUACAUGAUUCUACAGAAACUUACAGAAGGAGAAUUGUUCACAACAGUGCUGGUGAGGAGAACCAGAUGUCUGAAUAGCUUAAUGCCUCUAAAAGCUAAAUCCAAAAAAUUGAAAUAGUUAUGAAUAUGCUGCCUGAUGCCUAUGAUAUUGUUUUGCAAUAGUUUGAUUAAAGAAUAGUUUGGCCUGAAUUGUAUUUUUCAAAAACCAUAUUGGGAAAAGGUACCUGUAGGGUGUUGUAAGGUAAAGUACUGCUUAAAUACUCUUUUUUUUCAGAUUUAUUCAUAUUUUAUUACUAUCAAAAUUACACAUAAACUCAUGUAGCUCUGGUGGUCAUUUUGGGCAGUAAAAAAACAUCAUUUUGCAUUGUAGACAUUGUUUUCCUAUCACCACCACAGUAAGGAACUGAUAAAACUUUAUUUGUCUACUAAUAAAUUAAAUGUUUUAAUUAAAUAUUAAAUGUCUACUUCUUAGAAACCCACUAAUAAUCAGCCAGCAAAUUAAUGAUGUCCUUGUAAAUAGAAAUGCAAAAUUUGUAUACAAGCUUAGAAAUAUGUUAUACAUGUGCUUAUAUAUUGGCCACCUCUAAUAAGCAAUUCACUAUUUGUUGACUAAUGAGUAAAAUAUUAACUAAUUGCAAUCUUUCAAUUGAAAUGAUAUUAAUGAAGAAGUAUGAAGAAGAAAUAAUGUUCUGAAUUUACAGUAACCAAACAGGGUAGUAAAUUCUACUAAAUGGCCAUGUUUCAUAAACUGCAGCUGAUUGAACACUAAUUUUACAGUAAUGUGUAAUAUGAUUUAACAAUAUAGUGGUGGAAAAUAUGGCAAUAAAUGAAAACAUAUAAAAUUACAAUACCUCAAGUAAUUUUUUACAAUGCACAAUAUGUCGCUAUGCUCACUUUUUCAGACAACUAAACAGUUGGAACUGAGAAAAAAGAAGCAGUAUUGUUACAUUAUAAAAAGCAUUACCAAUAACCCUGAAUAUAAUGAUUUUAUGAAACAUUUGGUAAUACAUUGUUGCUGUAAAUCCAGUUAAACAGGACUAAUUUUGCUCUAUCCAUAACCAAACAUGCAGGUAGUUAGUGUUCUCCAACUACAGAUGAUAUCCAUGAUGUGUUCAGAAAAACAUUGUUUUGUAUUUUGACAUAAUUUGUCAUAUUGUUCAGCCCCAUUACAAUAACAAUGUUUUCUUAAAUUACAGUAUUUCAUUGGAUUUUGCUGUAAAGACUGGGGGCUAAUAUAGCAUGGAUAUGUUAUUUGUCAGCACUUAGUAGGCAGUGGCUAUUCAGAAUUCAAAACUCAAGACUUCAAAAUUCAUUAAUGAAGAUUUUUUCAAAUAUUUUUAUACUCCCCUACAUUUUAUAUACCCCAUCAUUCAGCAUACCCCUGGAACUACCCAUACCCCAAUUCUGCUCUAAAAUUACCCAUGCCACACCAAAGCACUCUGAAUGACUUUGCUUAUAUCACAUUGAUCAAGCUCUUUAUAGAUUUAUUAGACAGAAAAAUCGAUGGAAUUCUCUUUCAACUUCAUAUCUGAGAGCAUCGUUUAACAAGAUUCUAACAUUAUAUUUCAAAGAACCAUAACUACUAUUUUAAACCCUGAAGCGUGAUCUUCUGCACAGACUCACAAAUCUGAAGCUAGGCACAAAGUUGGGACUUCUCGUGAAAUCCUAAAUGUGUUUCUUAUAAAAGAAAUGCUGGCAUUCUAUCAAAAAAUAUGUAACUUUUUAUAUUUUGUGUGAU